This is a messenger RNA of Babjeviella inositovora NRRL Y-12698, 646 nucleotides long. RefSeq names its product U4/U6-U5 snRNP complex subunit. Lineage: Eukaryota; Fungi; Ascomycota; Pichiomycetes; Serinales. Gene Ontology annotation, cellular component: precatalytic spliceosome; U4/U6 x U5 tri-snRNP complex; U6 snRNP. The record is from RefSeq and is a predicted model, not a curated record. Gene Ontology annotation, molecular function: RNA binding. Bases 44 to 337 code for a protein of 97 amino acids. The transcript has 3 exons. Gene Ontology annotation, biological process: mRNA splicing, via spliceosome.
GUUUACGUGUUUUAUCAGCCAACCACGCACCCAGUUAUCCCGUAUGUCCAGUUUGAAACCCUUUAUUGAUCAGAAAGUUGUGGUUAUCACAACCGACGGGAGACUAUUUAUAGGGCUCUUGAAGGGUUACGACAAUUCCACAAACAUUAUAUUGGCAUCGUCGUUUGAGCGAAUUAUACAUCCUGACGACUCCCCGGAGUCCAUUGACCUAGGGCUUUACAUGAUUCGGGGGGACACGGUCGUGUGCAUCGGAGAGGUGGAUGUGGAAAUCGAAGACGAUACGAAAUGGGAUGAAAUCCGCGGGGAAGCACUAAAAAGCACCAAAAAUCCAUUAUAACCGCUACAUUACCUGUAUACUAGCAUGAAACACUGUUCAUAUUACCUGUCGCUUUGAUGAAAGUACCUGUUCACCAAAAACCCCUGUAAGAAAUAUCUUGGAUUAUACAGCUAUGGGUAUAAUCCAUCAGAAUCCAACUUACCCAUAUGAAAGGUGAAAUAUCCUUCAAUGUACCUAGAUAUGGAUAUGCCAUACCCUGAGCUCUACGCAUCCCUUGACUCAGACACACAAUUUACUUCACCGAUGAAUAUAGCCAUUCAACUUACAAUCUAUAUAGAGACAUCGCCCAUUCACUCUAUAGAAUAAUAC